UAUUCGCCGCCGAUUGUUUUCAAACAUCACGUACCGACCUUAGCUCGACCGUACCUCCUGUUGCUACGCCUUGCUGCAAUUUGCAUUCACUUUGCUCGAUCGAUUCGACCAGAAUAUCGAUACCUGUUGGAUACAUUAUAUUCCUUCUAAUACGCUUGCCAGCAUUCAGAUAUUCGGUACAUUUCUGUGGACAUUGGUAGAUUUAUUCUGGAUCACGCCCCUUUUCUCGAGUCGCCUAUUCUCGAGUCGGACACCAAAUCUUCCAGUCGAGCCUUGGAAAUUUUGCGUCGCGUGCCCUCAACCAGGCACGCUUAUUCUUCAAGACGGCUGUUCUAUCGCAAAACGGGCGGGACACACAGGUCCCCCCUCAUCUCCUCAGCAUGCAGGAUCUCAAUGGGGCUGUAGGCCAGGGCCGUGGCUCCAAUGGACACCACGGUGGACGAUUUGGCCAUGCUUCGAAGCCAUCCAACAGCGACACUGGCUUCUCGCACGGCGCCUUUACAUCGAACGUGUCGGGAUUUGCUGACCGCCACCCUCGUCGUGGCAAUGUUCCCUCUUUGAACACCCAGACGAUGAACCAGGCACAGACUAUGCCUGCGGCUGGUGCCGAUAUUGCAACACCCGGUACUGCCUUUGACAUGCAGUUUACGCCCUUGCUGCCAUCCCAGCUGCUCCUCGGAAGCCCGUUUCAGCCUGGAUCCCCCGGUGCAUUCAGCAGCCCUCAGUUCCAACAGGUGCACAACUUUCAAGCUCAGGGUCAGCAGCAGCAACAACAGCACCAGCAUCAGCAACAGCAGCAGAGUCAGAUGAACCACCAGCAGAAUGCUGGCAUGGCCAGCCCUGUUCAGCAGAACAUGUCGCCUCAGCAGUACCAGGCCAUGGUCUCGCCCUCCGCCUACGGUGCUCCUCACUUCUAUGCGCCUCCUCAAUCGCCUACGGGCAACUACUCGAUGCAGGCACCCAUGCAGCCUAGCUCGCCUGUUCACAUGAACGCGGGUGCGGUCACUGGCACCAGCCGCACUGUGUAUUUGGGCAACAUUCCACCUGAUACUGUGGCCGAGGAGAUUCUGGGUCACGUUAGGAGUGGACAGAUUGAAUCCGUCCGCCUGUUGCCCGACAAGAACUGUGCUUUCAUCUCCUUCUUGGAUGCUAGCUCCGCUACCCACUUCCACUCUGAUGCCAUCUUGAAAAAGCUCUGCAUCAAGGGCCAAGAUAUCAAGGUCGGCUGGGGCAAGCCGUCGCAAGUUCCCACCUCGGUGGCGUUGGCCGUGCAACAGUCAGGCGCCUCACGCAACGUCUACUUGGGCAACCUGCCUGAGGACAUCAGCGAAGAGGAGAUACGCGAGGAUCUGGGCAAGUUUGGUGCUAUCGAUACCGUCAAGCUUGUCCGUGAGAAGAACAUUGCUUUCGUGCACUAUCUCUCCAUUGCGAAUGCCAUCAAAGCCGUUGGCCAGCUUCCUCAGGAGCCCAAGUGGCAGGCCCCUCGCCGCGUGUACUACGGCAAGGACCGAUGCGCCUACGUCUCCAAAACACAGCAGCAGAAUGCCGCCCAGUAUCUGGGUAUCUCGCCGGGAUAUGCUCACAUGCUGACAGGUGCUGACCGUGACUUGAUUUCCAACACCCUCGCUCAGCAAUCGGUUGCUGCUGCUGCUGUCGCCACUACUGCCGGUGGCAUCAACAACCUCGGCAACCGUACGAUCUACCUUGGCAACAUUCACCCCGAGACGACGAUUGAGGAGAUUUGCAACGUUGUGCGAGGAGGACUCUUGCAUCAUAUUCGCUACAUCCCGGACAAGCACAUUUGCUUCGUCACGUUCAUCGACCCCACGGCCGCAGCUUCAUUCUAUGCCCUCAGCAACCUUCAGGGGCUGAUGAUCCAUAACCGACGACUCAAGAUUGGCUGGGGCAAGCACUCUGGCGCUCUCCCGCCUGCGAUUGCCAUGGCUGUUAGCGGCGGCGCUUCUCGAAACGUGUACAUUGGCAACUUGGACGAGAUUUGGACGGAGGAAAGAUUGCGCCAAGACUUCUCCGAGUACGGCGAAAUCGAACUCGUCAAUGCUUUGCGGGAGAAGAGCUGUGCUUUUGUCAACUUCACCAACAUUGCCAAUGCCAUCAAGGCCAUAGAGGCUGUGCGCGGGAAGGAGGAGUACAGGAAGUUCAAGGUGAACUUUGGCAAGGAUCGCUGUGGCAACGCGCCCCGCCAGAUGCACAACUCGCAAUCGCCUCGUGGUGACGGCGGCACAUCACCACCUCCCCACGGUGACAACGGCCGUGGCGGUUCGCCCACCGGGCAGUUUGGCGUGAACAACAACCCUCUGACGAUGUACCUGAACCAGUUGUCCCAGCAGGCACAGCAGCAGCAGCAGCAACACCACCAGCAGAACUAUGCUGCUCAACAGAGCGCCCUCUUUGGCUCGUCUCAGCAGUCCCCCAGUGACCUCGGCAUCGACGUUGCCCCACAGAUUCAACAGGCACAGCUGGGCGGCCACGGUCAAUCCGCCAGCAUCUCGAACGGGUACCCAGCGAACGGAGCCAUGUCCGGCGCGACGACCAUUGGUGGACUGCUGGCACCCAAUGCUCGCGGCCAGCACAACCGAGCCGUCAGCCUGCCCGCUCUUGCGCCUGGUUUCGAGAACGGAGGCAACAGCCCCAACAGCGUGCCGGGUAGCAAUGGCAGCGACGGCGAGCGUCGUGGCCAUGGAUAUCAAGCCAGCUAUGGUGGGAUGGGAGGCGGUUUCGGCCUCGCCAUCCAGGGCGGCCUCAACGGCUGGGUUGAGGAGGAAGUGGCCAACUAAUGGGUGAUGAAGGAUGCAAAAGCAGAGGGAAUGAUUAUACUUUUUUGUAAUUGUGGCGGGGAUCUAGGCCUGCCCUAAUAUUUGCCGGAACUUUUUUUUUUCGUUCUCAUAGGGAACUUUGUUUGGAUUGUACGCACUCAUUACCUAUUGCUGGUGGAUUAUGCUGGAGAUUGCCGCUUUGAAGCCUGGCAAAGACGUCAAGGACCCAGGGAGAAGGGUCAAAA
Messenger RNA from Emericellopsis atlantica, 3019 nucleotides. RefSeq lists its product as uncharacterized. Gene Ontology annotation, cellular component: cytoplasmic stress granule. The record is from RefSeq and is a predicted model, not a curated record. The transcript has a single exon. Lineage: Eukaryota; Fungi; Ascomycota; Sordariomycetes; Hypocreales; Bionectriaceae. Bases 381 to 2795 code for a protein of 804 amino acids. Gene Ontology annotation, biological process: mRNA splicing, via spliceosome. Gene Ontology annotation, molecular function: mRNA binding.